This is a messenger RNA of Capsicum annuum, 1503 nucleotides long. Its product is annotated as glycine-rich RNA-binding protein 3, mitochondrial-like. The record is from RefSeq and is a predicted model, not a curated record. The coding region runs from base 74 to 1138 and encodes 354 amino acids. NCBI's taxonomy places the organism in Eukaryota, Viridiplantae, Streptophyta, Magnoliopsida, Solanales, Solanaceae. The transcript is spliced from 3 exons. Gene Ontology annotation, molecular function: RNA binding.
GUUUUCUUACUUUCUAGAAUCUCUUAGGAAGCAUUUCAGCCAGUUUGGAGAGAUAACUCAUUCUGUAAUAAUCAUGAGUAAAAACUCUGGAGGGUCACGGGGAUAUGGUUUUGUUACAUAUGCUGACUCGGAAAUUGCAAAUAAAGUUUUAGAGAAAGACCAUAUCAUAGAUGGUAGAGCGGUAGAGAAUUUCCUCCUGAAAGCACCACUUACUCUCACUUUUCCUUUAUUUACUAUUACCGUUCGCCUAGGUUUAUGCUCAAAUUGUAUAUUCUGUUUUGUGUAUAAGGUGGUAGUGAAGAAAAAAGCACCUCAAACAGAGAUUUUUAUUGGUGGUCUUCCACAAUCUUUAACUGAAGAUGAUUUGAAGAAAUAUUUUUCUUCUUUUGGCGAUGUUGUGGGGCGUCGGAUCAUGCUGGAUCGAAAAACUGGUCGGUCCCAAGGCUUUGGCUUUGUGACUUUUGAUAAUGAAGAAGCAGUUGAAAAGGUUUUAGCGAACGGAUGUAUGCACGAACUUGGUGGCAAACAAGUUGAAAUUAAGAGGGCCAAGCCAAAGAGAGUUUGUGCUGAACUUGCAAGUGAAAACCAGCUACAUCAUGGUGGGAGUAUUUUAAAAUCGCAUCGUGGUGAUUGUGGUUCUGUUGAAGGUUUUGGUGGCGCAUAUGGUGGAACCACGGGUGCAGGUCAUGGUGGAUAUGGAGGAUAUGAAGGAUACGACAAUUAUGAUGGUGGGUAUGGCAAGUUUCCAGGAAGUUAUGGUGCAGGUCCUCGGGUAUUUUACCCUGUAUAUGGUGGAUACAGUAAUGGAUUUGGGUUUGGUGGAGCUAUGUAUGGUUCAGCUGGUUAUGGAGGCAGCAGCUAUGGUGCACCUGUCUACUAUGGUGGUGGUACGGGUGGAGCUAUGUAUGGCGCAGCAGGUUAUGGAGGCAGCAGCUAUGGUGUACCUGUCUACUAUGUUGCUGGUACUGGUGGAGCUAUAUAUGGAGGCAGCAGCUAUGGUUCACCAGUCUACUAUGGGGGUGGUACUGGUUAUGCUAGCAGUAACGGAUAUGCGAACAAUGGUGGCAAUCCUGCUGGUUAUGAUAAUGCAAACACGUAUGACACUGGUGGCAGCAGUGGUGAUGCCAAUGCAUUAUGAAAUGACGGUGCUGCUAAUGGGAGGUUUCAUCGUUAUUGGAAGUGGCAAGUCUGCCUCUGAGGUGGCAAAAAUUUGAUGACUUUUGACGGGUACCAUCAAUGCAUAAAAUGUUUCAUGAUGGUGUUUGUUUCAUUUGGGGUUUAUGAUUUUGGUGACGAAGUUAUUUUCUUACCCGCACUAACUUCCAGAUCCAGUAGCUGUAUUCGCGGUCAACUUGGUAUAUGGAUAGUGUAGUUGUUGUUUAAACUUUGCAAGUUAAUCAAACUGUCUUAUUGUAAGAAACUUUAGACACCUCUCGAAUAGAAACACACAUUUCACUUGUAUAUAUCAAUACUUUGUAAAAGCCAUUGAGGUGUGAUAUAAUG